Drosophila serrata is the source of this 4357-nucleotide messenger RNA. RefSeq names its product GTPase regulator associated with FAK (gene Graf). Gene Ontology annotation, biological process: signal transduction. The record is from RefSeq and is a predicted model, not a curated record. Gene Ontology annotation, cellular component: cytoplasm. Gene Ontology annotation, molecular function: GTPase activator activity; protein binding. Lineage: Eukaryota; Metazoa; Arthropoda; Insecta; Diptera; Drosophilidae.
CGAUAAUGUUUACUCUAAUAAACAACGAACAUAUGUACAUAGAAUAGCAGUGGAUUUUUCUCCAAAAAGGCAUCAGGAAAUUCUACAUACAGAAAGUACUACAAAGUGAGACUAGUUCGGCCUUGGGAAAAAUAUUAACACUAAGCCGAUAAAUUUGAAGCUACAAGUGUAAAAGUCGACAACAUUAAUAAAAAUAUAGAAAACCAAAAUGGGCGGCGGCAAAAAUAUACGCCGCGGCCUAGAGCCAUUGGAAUUUGAAGAAUGUUUUGUUGACAGUCCAGAGUUUCGUGAAAAUUUAAAUCGACAUGAGAAGGAACUGGAUCAUACUAGUCAUCAAAUUAAACGCAUAAUAAAGGAGGUGAAAGAUCUUAUGAGUGCGGCAAAAGUACUUUCCAGUCGAAUGAAACAAUUGGCCAUUUUACUUAACGAUUUUAACUUUGAGUGCAUAGGUACGGCACAAACGGAUGAUGAGAAUGUCAUUUGUGAAAGCCUAAAACGUUUUGGUGCUAUCAUUGGCAAUAUUGAAGAUGAACGCGAAAAAAUGCUUACCCUUGCUGAUAAACAUAUUAUUGAAGCUUUAGAGGACUUUCGAAAAAAACAAAUCGGAAGUGUGAAAGAAAAUAAAAAGAAGUUUGAUAAAAAAACGGAAAAAUUUUGUCAGUCGCAAGAGCGUUUUCUGAAUAUGUCUAUAAAAAAACCCGAAAACGCAAUACAGGAGGCCGAUGCCAGUUUAGGCAUGCACGAACGAGAGUAUAUUCAGGAAUCACUUAGUUAUGUUUUGCGCAUACAAGAAGUGCAAGAAAGAAUAAAAUUCGAGUUUGUCGAAAUAUUGCUGGCUUUUAUUUCCGGCUGGUUAGUUUUUUAUCAUACAGCACACGAACAAGCUGAAGAUCAUAGAGACUAUCUGCAAGAUUUAAGGCACAAGGUACAAAAGACCCGUGAAAAUUUCGAGGAAGCUCGUGAAAAAGUAACUGAACUAAAAACCAAAUAUAUGGAAAAACGCACAAAACCUGAGGAAGUUUUCACGAAACGUGGAUACCUAUUUUUAAUGGAAAAAAGUUCCCUUUUGAAAAUGUCACUUCUAGAGCCAUUCAAAGCAACAUGGACAAAAUACUAUUGCACAUUUAAGAAGCAAAAGCGCGAAUUCACCAUGCUCCAAUUUAAUCAAAUGAAUCACAAUUUUACGAGACCAGAAACUCGCGAGGACGAGAAGCUAACACUUUUUUCCUGCCAACGCCGGGCUUCCGAGUUCGAGAAGCGCUUUUGCUUUGACUUAACAUUUAAAGAAAAGCCCGGAUUAGUCUACACUUUUCAAGCUUUAAGUGAAAAGGAUCAUUGCUAUUGGCUUAGCGCGAUGGAUGGAACGGAACCGACAUAUCUAGCUCCGGGAAAAAUUAAAGUCACAGAAGCAUACCAAUUGGAUGAGCCUGGAUUCAUAUUUGUUCGGCGCUGUAUUCAAGUAUUAGAAAGCCGUGGACUGGAAGAUGAAGGGAUUUAUCGAAAAAGUGGUGUUGGAACAAAGAUUAGCAAGCUAUUAACUUUAGGCAUAAAUCGAAAAGAAACCGAUGAUGUUUUCAUUGACGAUAAGUACCGCGAUUUAAUGGAGAGUAACACUAUUGCCAGCGCCCUCAAAAUGUAUCUGCGGAACCUUAACGAACCAUUAAUGACGUAUCAUUACCAUGGUGAUUUCAUUGAAUCAGCUAAACUGGAAACCCUGAAUCAACGCGUAAAUGAAGUACAUAAGCUAGUCUACAAAUUGCCAAAACCUAAUCUUGAAAUGCUGGACAUGGUUAUUUGUCACUUAACAGAGGUUUCACGCAAAUACGAAAAAAAUAAAAUGUCCGUAUUUAAUCUGGGAGUUGUUUUUGGACCAACAUUGUUACGACCGAAAGAAGAAACAGUUGCAGCCAUAUUGGAUAUUAAGUUUAAUAAUAUUGUAAUCAACAUACUUAUUGAUAACUAUGAGAGGAUUUUUAAGAACCUUCCAAGCGGCGGUGUCACAUCCGUAGACGCCAGCAAGGCACCGUGCAUAAUGUACCCUCCCAGUGCAAACAGUCCGCCGGCGCGCAUGCCCCGCGCCUCUCAAAUAGGAAAGGCCGCGUCCACAGGUGCUGUGGGGACUGGUGCAGAACGGAAUGCGAUGUUCUCAUCGCAGCAUAAAGCCUAUCGCACAGUUACGCAAUCCAAAUCAAGCUAUACGGAGCCUGCAAUGUCGUCUAGCCUACAAAAUAUUCCAAACGGAGCAAACACGAAUUAUGCCCCCUCCCAAGGCCAGACAAGUGGCAGUAAUGCUACAGCGACUUCCAGUGGAUCGGCAGCCGUCAGUACCUUGCGUGGCGGUGAAUGCACAUCACUCUCGCCCUCCCUCCACAUUUCAAAUGGCCCAGUGUCAUCUACCACAAUUGGAAGUAUUAAGAACUUAAACGCGAUAGCACAGAACGAGCUAAGCUCACGACGUUAUGCUACCAGCGCGUGUGUUGAUCCUGUGGCCGGUACCGUUUAUGGGCUCUUGAAUCCCAACAUGGGCAGCAGUGGUGCGAGUAGUACGAGCAAUUUGCGGCACCCUGAGUACCUGUUGGCCACGGCCACUCCAGUGUCUCAAUCUGCCUCCAGUACCCACAUAUAUACAAACACGGCUGGUGGUGGUAGUGGCGGUGUUGGUGCUUCCCAAAGCAACCGAAUGAGUCUAACCAAUGUUUCCCCGCCCAUUACUACCACACGAAAAGAUCGCUUAGUUAGUAAUGCAUUGGGGAGUGCAGCCACAUCGAGUGGUCCACAGCAGCAUCCUCCAGUCCAACGCGGUCUCUAUUCGUACGGACAGACAAAGCAUUAUUCCCCCAUGGUGCCAGCAUCGACAUCGAGCUCCAACGAUAGUGUAUGCGACUCACUUUCAUCAAAUAAUGGCUUCACCUCUGUGGUAGUAAAUGCUAACAGCGGCAGUGGCAGUGCACCUGAGCCCUUUAGCACGCGGAAUUUGAAAAACUACGCGGCGUCAGCCACGUCACAGACUGCAUCGUUGUCAACACUUCUGGGGCCAACUUGCGGCGAUGAUAUCGUAAUGGCAACAGUGGCACCCACCACAAUAGGUAAUAACACUGUUAUUGGUGGGAGUCUUAGCGGUAGUGGCUCCAUUAACGAAACCUCUGACUAUCCACCUGCUAAAAUGCAUCGCAAUCGUGACAUAAACCAAAUUGAACGUGAUUUGUCAACUGGCACAGCGCGCGUUCGUACCCUAUACGCUUGCAUGGGAGAAAGUGAGGGUGAGCUUUCGUUUGAGCCAAAUCAAAUAAUAACAAAUGUUCGAUAUUCCCACGAGCCUGGGUGGUUGCAAGGCACAUUAAAUGGUAAAACAGGACUCAUUCCGGAGAACUACGUGGAACACUUGAAAACACAUCAAUAGAUCGUAUUCUUAUAAAGUUAUAUACUUAAUUUUCACAUUUAAACAGGCGUGCUCCGGUUUUUAUAUAAUUCUUUUUGCGUUUUCGGCAAAAAAAUACGAUUUUGUUAUCAGGUACUCUGGUUUUUGCAAACUUGUUUUCAUCGUUUUGUUAUAUUUAUUUAUAUUAUAUAUAUGUAUAUAAUAUUUAAUUAUUUGUUUCUACUCAAACAGCUGACUUCGUUGUUUUCAAAUGAAAAAAAAGAGUGUUAAAAUGGCUUUUAUUUUUCGAUUGUUGGUUUUGAAGUAAAAUAAAGGCAAAUAAUUUUAAGAAAUUUUUUUUCUUCUUGUCUUUGCAAGAAGUAUCCGAAUUUAUGAACAAAUAUGCUUUAACUUUUAAUUUCGCAAAGAUUAACCUGCCCGUUUUUGAAAACGCAAAUGGAGCGCAAGAAACUUGCGAAAAUGAAAACCGGAGCACGACUAAUAGUAAUGGAGAAAAUGCUAACUAAUGAGAAGUUUUAACAUAACCGUUAUCUAAACAAAGUUUGGAUGUCUGUUCUAAAAUGCCAACCCAGGAAACCACCAGUUUACCCUAGAAGUAAAUAUAUAUAUAUAUAUUUCCAUGACUUUAGAAUGUACAAACUUAUAUUUAGAUCAUAUGAAGUAUAAACUCAGUCUAACGGCAAAGAUUUUUUUAUUGAUUGUUAUGCGCUUAAUUUGUUGCUUAAUUAUAAAUAAUUCUUUUACUUUGUGUAAAAUUUAAUGGAUUAUAAAGUAUCUAAUCUUAAUUGCAAUUCUAAGAAAAUAAAUAGCUAGUGCCUUAUAAAUAUAUUGGAAUUUUGUCUUGCCACAGAAUCCUACCAUAACUCAUCUUUGGCUUCUUCAAUUCUCUGUAGUUAAUGUUAUAUAAUUACAUUCUUUUUUUUCUGUUUGUCAUUACUGCAACUAUGGGAUGCUCUAAUUUUUUUUUCAGUUUAGAAU